ACUUACCAUUCCUUUGGGAGCUUUUUUUGUUGUGAAAACGAAUCUCAAUUUUUCCCAACUGAAAAUUAAAACAUCACUUUCAAAUUUUUACAAUGGCAGAAGCUGGACUUGAAAUGAAGAAACUUAAUUAUUCGGUUGACAGUUGCUCCAGUUUUUCCGCUACCUAUUUCCCGGAGAAUAUCAUGAAAGAUUUCCCAACAGAUCAGGCAUCUAGGUGGUCUUCCGAUUCAAACAUACCCCCACAGUUCAUACUUCUAAAAUUGGAAAGGGCAUCACUUAUUGAAAGCAUCACCUUUGGAAAAUAUGAAAAGACUCAUGUAUGCAACCUUAAAAAGUUCUGUAUAUACGGGGGACUCCAUCCAGAGAACUUGGUUGAGUUACUUAACAGUGGUCUAAAGAAUGACAACCAACCAGAAACAUUUUCUCUGAAACAUCUAGUUGAAGGGAAAAUGUUCCCCUGUCGUUUUGUUAAAAUUGUUCCUGUUCAAUCAUGGGGGCCUAGUUUCAAUUUUUCCAUUUGGUAUGUUGAAUUGGUGGGUACUCAAGACUGGGAAGCAGUUAAACCAUGUAUUCAAUGGUACAAUGCUUACCGGGAAAGAGAGGCAAUAAGAUUGUGCCUGAAACAUCUCAGGCAAAAUCAGUGUCUUGAGGCAUUUGAAUGUUUGCAGAAAAGAACCAAAGUUCAGCUUGAAGAUCCUUUACUCAGUGAACUGCAUUGGGCCAUGGUGGUUAAAGGGGAUUACGAAGCGACCGAACAGCUACUUCAUCGAGCCGUCGACAAUGGGUUAUUCGGUCCGUACAUCCAUUCUCAAGACUAUGUACCAGAGUGGUCAAGAAUUCUUCCGUGUAUCGACGAGGAUCCUUGCCAUCGUCCUGGUAUGAGAGGCGGCCAUCAGAUGUGCAUCGAUACCAACACAGAGACCAUAUAUCUAUUUGGUGGUUGGGAUGGUGUCCAGGACUUGAAUGAUUUAUGGUCUUAUUCAGUACCAAGUAAUUCAUGGACGCUAUUGAGUAAUAAUACUGAAGAAGAAGGUGGGCCUAGUGCCAGAUCUUGUCACAAAAUGUGUCUAGAUCAGGAUCAUCGCCAGCUGUUUUGUUUGGGGCGCUACCUUGACAGUCAACACCGACACACCAACAAUCUGAAGAGUGACUUUUACAUGUAUGACAUUGAACAAAGAAAGUGGCACCUGAUUUGUGAGGACACUGCUGCCGUUGGCGGCCCUAAGCUGAUAUUCGAUCAUCAAAUGUGCCUGGACCCUGAGAAGAGAACCAUUUACGUUUUUGGAGGAAGAAUACUCAGCCCAGCGCCCGGCUACCCUGAAGAACGAGGAUUGGCAGUAGCUAGUAGUAGUGGCAUGGCCGGAGCUUUUCUGUCAGAACCUCAGUUUUCCGGACUCUAUGCUUAUCACAUACCAACGAGCACAUGGCGCUUAUUACGAGACGAUCCAUCAGGCUCACCAGGAUUAGGUCCCAUCGAAAUGCGGUCUCGAAUUGGCCACUCGAUGUUAUUUCAUCCGAGCGAACGCAAGUUAUUCAUCUUUGCGGGUCAACGAAGCAAAGAAUAUUUGAAUGACUUUUUUACCUAUAACGUGGAUACGGGUGAAGUGACGACUGUGACAGACGGAACAAGACGAAGAGACCCGGCCCAAAUUCCAGCUGCCGGUUUCACGCAACGUGCCACCAUCGACCAUGAGCUCAACGAGAUCUAUAUCCUUUCUGGUCUAAGUAAAGACAAGGACAAGCGAGACGACAACGUCAAAAACUCCUUCUGGGUUUACAAUAUUGUUGAUAACAAAUGGUAUGAUACUCAUCUUGUUUUGAAAAGGAUUUUGUCAUUAGAAGAUUAUGUUUGCAGGACGUGUGUCUAUCGAAACGAUAGUUCGCGUGAGAAGGAGUCGGACACGAGUAAUAGAGUCCCAGGCGAGGAGCCAUGCCCGAGAUUUGCCCAUCAACUUGUUUACGACCAUGUCAAAAAGGCCCAUUACUUGUUUGGAGGGAACCCUGGGCGUUCUAACGAUCCCAAGAUGCGCCUUGACGAUUUUUGGUCACUUCGAUUAUGUCGUCCGAGUCAAGGCCAAUUGCUGACGCGCUGUCAAUUUCUGAUACGCAAAUGCCAGUUUCGUGAGUUGACUGAGGCCGAUCCUAUACGGGCUAUGUUUUAUCUACAGAACAAUUUGUCAGCUGUUGUGGAUCGUACCAAUGACGAACAAAUGGCCGAAUUCCACCAAUUGACCAAUCUUCUCUUCCGCACCGAGGAACAACAGGAAGAAGAUGAAUUGUUAAACGGCAAAGUCGAUGCCGAAUCGACAGUUAAUAGCUCCUAUAGACUUCGAUCGAGUGUUUUCGACGCAUUAGCUCGUUUUUUUCCAGACUACAUGGCUCAACCGAGAUUCAGUCUCACCGACUUUGUCGCGUUUGAUAAGGCUUGAUCAUUAAGAUCAAAUACCUUCUCAAAUGGAACCGCAGCUUAACAUUUCAAUAACCCUUGCCCGAAACGUGUUCAGAUCCCAGGUCUUCACUCAUCUAUACAUCAUGUGCAAAAUCUCUUUUUACCUUCCUAUUUGAAUGCUUGUCGUGAUUCGACUUGUGCUGCUUGCAUAACUAGCGAUUUUACGAUUACGGUGUAGAAUAUUGUUCAACAUGAUAAUCUGAUUUGAUGAAGAUAUUUUGUUUGUACAAAUUAUACAAAAUGCCUAUUA
Messenger RNA from Daphnia pulicaria, 2699 nucleotides. It is a transcript of the gene muskelin, whose product is annotated as muskelin-like. The record is from RefSeq and is a predicted model, not a curated record. NCBI's taxonomy places the organism in Eukaryota, Metazoa, Arthropoda, Branchiopoda, Diplostraca, Daphniidae. The transcript has 8 exons. Gene Ontology annotation, cellular component: cytoplasm. The coding region runs from base 93 to 2429 and encodes 778 amino acids. Gene Ontology annotation, molecular function: protein binding.